Drepanopeziza brunnea f. sp. 'multigermtubi' MB_m1 is the source of this 1218-nucleotide messenger RNA. NCBI's taxonomy places the organism in Eukaryota, Fungi, Ascomycota, Leotiomycetes, Helotiales, Drepanopezizaceae. The record is from RefSeq and is a predicted model, not a curated record.
AUGGACGCCCCCGAUCUUGGAUACGAUGAUGGGAAUCGCGCAUUCCUCCAGUCGUUCAUGGCGCGUGGGACUAUGACCCUCAAACAGGCCAAGCCCAUGCUCGCAGCCAUUUUCACCAUUCAGGGCGAUGAACCAACCGAUGCAGAUUCCGUCACGCAAGAAGAUUUGGACUCGUACAUCUCCGCUGCGGCAGAUAUAGUCUCCCCGUACGACUACGAAAUCCGAAGCACAUGGGACCAAGUGACGAAAGAACGAAUCUACGCCUUUGUCAACAGCGUCAGCGAUCCCAUCACCCAAAUAGCGACGACCCGAACACCCGAAGAAGUUUUUUAUAUUAAGCGGUUUCUCGAUGCCAUGUUCAUAUCGUACAAUACCAGGCGGAGGGAAGCGAUGGCGAUCACUGGUAUGCAAGCCCUCGAGACGAAAGUCCGCAAACCCAGCAGAGAGAGUGUUGGCGAAGAAGCCACGCAAGGGCAAGCCUCUGAUAAGGGCCUCACUUCCGAGCAGGCCGAAAGUCUGUUGAAGAGCUUGGUAGAUGAGGGCUGGAUUACACGCAGCAGGGAAGGUUUCUACACGUUAUCUCCUCGCGGCUUGAUGGAAUUGCGGAACUGGUUGAUCGAUACGUACAACGACCCCGAUGAUUCUCCGGCAGGCUGGAGGAGAAUCAAGACGUGUGACAUGUGCUCUGAUAUUGUGACGAUCGGUCAGCGGUGUCCGAAUCUUGACUGCCAUGUGCGGAUACAUAAUGUCUGCGAAGAAGGGUAUUGGGCUACGAGGGGACGGAGUAAGAAAUGCCCGAGCUGUGGUACGGCUUGGGACGGAGAACACUAUGUUGGGCAGAAGGCGGUCACCAGCACCGAGGAAUACCUGAAAGGAAAGCGGCGGAGUGGCAUCAGCAAGAAGAGGGCUGCGGUAGAACUAGAGUUGAGUUCAGAGGAUGAGGAGGUUGAGCCGGAGUCGAGUAGAGCUGGUCCGAGCAGGAGGAAAGAUAUUCAACAACUCAUCAAAAUCAGGCUAGACUUCGCCAGUCUCACUCUUGUCAUCUUUGGUAGUGGCGAGCUCCCACACGUCGCAAGAGAACUAGUCAAAGCCAGAGUCCCCGUCAUCUUUACCGCCAACCGCGGUGCCCCAGACAUUUUCGAGGAACGCUUCUCAUAUCACGGUCCACUGCUCAGUCGCUCACCAGCCGCUGUCAUUACAGUCCCCUCUAACUGCUAA